Molecule: messenger RNA, 905 nt
Organism: Anguilla anguilla (European eel)
Lineage: Eukaryota; Metazoa; Chordata; Actinopteri; Anguilliformes; Anguillidae
Product: Down syndrome cell adhesion molecule-like protein 1 homolog
Exons: 4
Coding region: 212-742 (176 amino acids)
Source: RefSeq, a predicted model, not a curated record
GCUUGGAUGACGGUCCCGUGGAGGGAGGGGACGGAGGCGGGACCCAGCCAGUCCCCGCUUCUCUGCGCUGGCGAGUCGGGGACUAGGGCUGGAGAGAUCGCCGGGGAGCAUCGUCACCACUCCAGCACGGAGCCUCGCCUGGCCAAACACUGCGCACUACACUCGUUGGGAUUGCAAAACAUUCCUGAGAAAUAUACCUGCUAUUUAUGGCAUGUGGCUGGUAACUUUAUUCCUGCUGUAUUCUUUUCAAGAAGUGCACAGCGAGGAUGUGGGCUCGACGCGGCUGUACUUUGUGAACGCCUCCUUGCAGAGGGUGACGUUCUCCAGCUCGGUGGGGGUGUCCCUGCCCUGCCCAGCGGGCGGUGCCCCCCACGCCGUCCUGCGCUGGUACCUGGCCACCGGCGACGACAUCUACGACGUCCCGCACAUCCGCCAUGUCCACGCCAACGGGACGCUGCAGCUCUACCCCUUCUCCCCCUCGGCCUUCAACAGCUUCAUACACGACAACGACUACUUCUGCACCGCCGAGAACCAGGCCGGAAAGAUCCGCAGCCCCAGCAUCCGCGUCAAGGCCGUGUUCAGGGAGCCCUACACAGUGCGAGUGGCCGACCAGCGCUCCAUGCGGGGCAACGUAGCCGUCUUCAAGUGCCUCAUCCCGGCUGCCGUGCAGGAGUACGUCAGCGUGGUGUCCUGGGAGAAGGACACGGUCUCCAUCGUCCCAGCCUCUUGUCUGAGCCCCUGAAUGGUGAUUGACUGCCGUGGAAGGGGAUGGCUUCUCGAUGUGUCAUUAAUGACUAAUCAAUGGGCGGCGUGUUAUAUAUCGAGCGCCCGGGGGAGACUGCGAGAAGCCUCUAAUCCAGACGACUCCACAAAGGCCACCGAACGCAGCGCCCAGACAGCGGCCC